Adineta steineri is the source of this 975-nucleotide messenger RNA. NCBI's taxonomy places the organism in Eukaryota, Metazoa, Rotifera, Eurotatoria, Adinetida, Adinetidae. The record is from the annotation of a GenBank genome assembly.
AUGACAGGAAGUGUUCGUACAUCGACAGGAACAUUUGAUGGUGGUGGUGGUGGUAAUUCAAUAGUUGAACAAACAACUGAUAUAAUCAAUCGUUUUCGUAAUAGUCUUAUACGAAGUCGUAAAGAACGUUUAUUAGAUGAAGAUGUUCAAGCAACAGAAAAUAUUGUUAAACAAUUACAUUUUAGUGAAUUAAUAGCAAAAGAAACAUUAGGAAAAUUAAUAUUUCAAGGAGAUUCAAUGCAACGAUCUUAUAAUUUAAUAAAUCGUUUAGAAAAAGAAAUCAAAGAUAUUGCAGAUGAUUUAAAUGAAGUUAAUGGAGGAAAAUGUUGUGGUGCUUGUGCAAAUGGUACAUGUUUUGGUUUUACUUGUUUUGGAUGUUUAAAUAAAAAACCAAAAAAACGUAAACAAAAAACUCCAAAAAAAUUAAAAAUUAUUCCAGAAAAUCAAAUUCGUUGGAGUUCAACAUCAGAACGUGAAGAAAUGAUAACACGAACACGUGCAUUAGCACGUAAUCGACGUGAACAUCCUGAUUUUCUUCAAACAAUUAAUCAAGUAAAUAAUAUUCAAAAUAAACAAAUCGAAAUCAAUGAAAAAAAUCAAAAUCAAUUACGUGAUUAUCUUUUACAACAUCAUUCAUUAUCCUAUGGUUAUAUUGAUCAACCUGAACGUUUAUUUAAUGAAAUAAAUAUGGCAACAAAUUUUACACAAUUAAAUCUCUAUUUAGAUAAUUUAUUAAAAAUGACUGAAAUUAUGACAAAUGAAGUUAAUAAACAUAAUAUUGUUAUAACGAAAAUUGAAACACAAGCUAUGCAAAGUGGAGAUCUUCUAACGGAUUAUACAUUACUUGGUCAUCAUAUAUUAGGUUCUUCACCAACACAACAUCAAACAUUAACAAAUAUAAAUACAAUGACACCGAAUUUAAAUCCAUUAACGAUGGCAAAUGGACAAAAAGUUCUUUUAAAUGCUGUUCUUUAA